AUGACUUUGUUACUUGUGCCAUUUAUGACAUUAAUAUAUGCAAAAACGUUCCACCAGUAUUAUGACACCAACAGUACUGUGUUUUCAUCAACCGACAUCCCACUAUUUUCAGGACUUGUCCCACCAUCUAAAACACUGGAAGCCACACUUACCAAAAUGACGACUGUCAAAGUUUCUUUGUCCAAACUCGACGAGUUGCUGAACACAAGCACUAACUUCUAUUCGACCAAGCUCAAAGAGAUUCCACAACACUUGUCGUAUUGCGGGAAAUAUGUGAAGAACAACGACAAUGGCGGUGGUGAUUUGUGUAUCAAACAGACGAUGAGCCAAGGGUCCUGUGGGUGUUGUUACGCCAUGGCCAUUGCUCAGAUAUUACAAGCACAUUACACCCAUCUUACGGGAACUAAGAAGGUAUUCAGCACACAGCAUAUCGUCGAUUGUUCAAUCAACAAUGCUUGCAAUGGUGGUUGGCCGUCUGUUGUCCUUAACUCACUCAAUUACUUUGUGACUGAAAUAGCGUACCCUUUCAAACUCCUCAACAAAGUCGGCACCGAGAAAAACAGUUAUAAAGGUACAUGUGUUCGUGGAAAGCAGACCCUUCUCGAACUCCAGAACUUCACUUCUUUCUACGGAAAAUUGACUUUCGAUGAUUUCAAAUAUUUGUUGAUCAAACACGGCCCGUUAAUCGGUCUGAUCCACACAACAGACCAAUUUAGAAGCUACAGUGGAGGAAUUCUUCACAUGAAAUGUGGUACCGUCUCGAGUUUAACACAUGUGAUAGACAUAGUCGGCUAUGGUUCCGAAAAGGGUGAAGACUACAUUAUCAUCAGAAAUUCGUGGGGGAACAGUUGGGGAGAGAAGGGGUAUGGCAGACUUUCGACCGACGACUUGUGUGGUUUAGACGGCAAUCUCUCUUCUGCCACUUCAACGGUGAUUUCUGUCUCUGUUUCUCUUUCGUCUUCCGUCUAUGGCAACUACACAUUUGACAACUCGACAAAGUAG
Messenger RNA from Entamoeba invadens IP1, 1002 nucleotides. Its product is annotated as Xylem cysteine proteinase 2 precursor, putative. Gene Ontology annotation, molecular function: cysteine-type endopeptidase activity. The record is from RefSeq and is a predicted model, not a curated record. The coding region runs from base 1 to 1002 and encodes 333 amino acids. Gene Ontology annotation, cellular component: lysosome. The transcript has a single exon. NCBI's taxonomy places the organism in Eukaryota, Evosea, Mastigamoebida, Endamoebidae.